AUGAAUGAUGAAAAUACAGUCAAUAUGGAGAAGAAAAGCGGAGAUAAAGAUGAAUAUGAGAGGGUUAGACCUUGUAAACGUGAAAGAGAAGAUAAUAUAAGUGCCGAAGAGGGAGAUGAUGUGAUACCUGAAGAGUGGAAGACGGUUAAUAGAAGAAAAGACAAAAAGCUGAAAAAUGAGAUAAUGGAAGUUUAUAUAUCAUGUAAUGAAAAGUUACCUAAGCAGUUUGAGUUGGCACGCACAUUUAAAUCACUUAAUAUCACGGAUAUUAAUAAAAUAAAAUAUAUAUCGCCAUAUAAAAUUAAAAUAGAAUGCGAAAAUGAAAAAUGUUUAUUGUCUUUAGUAUCUUGUCAGGAAUUACUGGAAAAGGGAUGGAAAUUUCAAAAAGCUUUUGAGGUUAACUUUUCUUAUGGUGUUAUUAAGAAUGUAGACAUCGAUUUAUCUGACGAUGAAAUUUUUAAUAAUAUUGUAUGUACAGAACCGGCAAUUCUAUCAGCUGUUCAAAGAUUGUCUCGCCUUGGUGAAGAUGGAAAAUGGAUACCUAGCGAAACAGUGCGACUCUGUUUUAAAUAUUCGUAUUUACCACCUUUUGUUACGGUUCACGGCUUACGGAUUAAAGUGGAGCCGUUUGUGUUUCCAGUCUCGCAGUGUUCUAAGUGUUGGAGACUUGGACAUACUGCCAAAAGAUGCCCUAUAGACAAAGUAGUUUGCCCUAAAUGUGGUGGUAAUCACGAUAAUUGUACCAUUACGUCUUUUAAGUGUGUAAAUUGUGGAGAAAACCAUAUGUCCUUUAAUAAGUCUUGCCCGGUAUUUAAAAAAGAGAAAAAGAUUCGCCAAAUUAUGUCCGAGUUCAACGUAACAUACAGAAAAGCUCGUACAAUGUAUGUGGCAGACCCCUCACCGAAUACUAAUGCAAAUUACAAACCUAAGAUAGCUAGUAAUACUUUUAACGAAUGGAGUGAUUCCGUUAAACCAAGCUUUUUUGAACCACAAUCUGGAACCUUGAGUUUUGGAUCAACUAAAGAAUCAGUUGAUGCUCCAUCCUACUCUAGCGUGGUAAAAAUAAAAAAGGUGGCAAAACAGAAUUCGAAUAGAUUACCGGGGCGUAUACCUUUAAAGUCCCGUAAUACAAAAUUAUCAGGUGAAACAGAGGUGAAAGAUUAUUUAUCGGAUACAAGUAUUGAUAACGAGUCCAAAAUUGAAGGGAAAGAUGGGGAAGGGACUAGCUUACCAAAGGACAUCACAUUUAUGGAACUUCUAUCAAGAUUAAAAGAAAUUAUAUUUUUGAAACAGGAUUCUUUACAAACAAAAGUGUUUAACGUUAUAAAGUGUUGUGUGGAAUGGGUAAUAUUAGUUGUAGUCGAAAAAUAUUGCUGA
Messenger RNA from Danaus chrysippus (African queen), 1377 nucleotides. NCBI's taxonomy places the organism in Eukaryota, Metazoa, Arthropoda, Insecta, Lepidoptera, Nymphalidae. The record is from the annotation of a GenBank genome assembly.